Molecule: messenger RNA, 1563 nt
Organism: Peronospora farinosa
Lineage: Eukaryota; Oomycota; Peronosporomycetes; Peronosporales; Peronosporaceae
Source: the annotation of a GenBank genome assembly
AUGGAGACAUCUCGCUCUGAUACGACGUCGACUGUCAGCACAACGACGUUCAACGACCUCCCACUGCAUCGAGAUAUCGGUCAUGCACUUGAAGUAAUGCGUUUUAUGCGCCCAUCGCCCAUUCAGCUGCACGCGCUGCCCGUAGCUCUGUUUGGAAACGAUGUCAUUGGUCAAGCCAAGUCCGGCACGGGAAAGACUGCAGUCUUCGGGAUUACAGCCAUUGAACACGCAAUUCGCCACGUAGAACAUCGAUUUCAGAAGAGAGAUGAGAUAGUGGUGUUUGGUCCAUUGGCGUUAAUUUUAGCCCCCACCCGAGAGAUCGCGGUCCAGAUUGAGUCGGUGCUGCGCCAAUUGGCGCAAUUCCGACCAGAGAUUAUUAUCCGUACGUGCAUUGGAGGGCUGUCAGUGACUCAAGACCAGAUGCACUUGGCAGCAGGGUGCCACAUCGUGGUGGGCACGCCGGGUCGUGUGAAAGCGCUGGUGGACCAGGGCUCACUGUCAUGCAGUUCUAUUCGCUUGCUGAUACUAGAUGAAGUCGACAAACUCAUGGCACAAGACUUCGAGAAAGAUAUCCGCUACAUUGCAGACGCUAUUCCGAAGAGGAGACAGACACUUGCAUUUUCAGCCACCUUCACACCUGACCAGUUAGUUGCUGUGGUGCUAGUCAUGAGAACUCCACAGAUUGUUCGAGUUCGAGGCCCACAUGAAGUAACAACCGAGUUUAUUUCGUCCCCGGAAGAUCUUGCCAAUUGGAAGACACGAGAGCAGUCAAACGCGCCGGAGCUCUGGCUUCGCCAAGUCCGGCAGUUCUAUAGUGUUAUCAAGCCAUUGGCUUCAUCACCCGCGGGGGGUGAUACACUUAACAUGAAAGGCAAGGUGGUGAAAUUAGUAGCGAUGCUUUCGGAAAUCGUGUUUGUGCAAUGCAUGGUAUUCUGCAACGACAAAUUUCGAGCGGAAGCCUUGGCCACAGCCCUUUCUGGGCAGGGUUGGCCUGCAGCAUGCAUCACUGGCUCACAAGCUCAAGCUACGCGCAUGGAAGUAAUGGAAGGAUUUCGAGAGGCACGCUCGCGUGUAUUGGUGUCUACCGAUCUCACUGCGCGAGGUAUUGAUGUCGACAAAGUUAACUUCGUGGUGAACCUGGAUCUACCACGGGAUCCAGCAACGUAUUUGCACCGUGUUGGAAGAACCGGUCGCUUCGGUGGGAAAGGGUUGGCAGUGACCUUACUCUCGCAAAAUGAAGUACAAGGAAUCCACCUCCUCGGUCGAGUGUUUAAGAUGGAGAUCAGCGAACUGCCAACUCCAAUUCCUUCAGAAAUUUACACGUAUGCGGCUAUCGAGGAAGAUGAAGAGAGUAACGAAGCACCGCAGUUUGUAGCGUGUAUGGUCCCAGACUUGCUGCCCGAUAAAGAGAGUGAUCUUCAGGUUUCGGCUUACAAACUUGAAAAGGAAGUGCAGAAUGCCACAGAAAAGGAAGUUGAGGUGAACAAGUCGUCGUCGAGAGGAUAUGUCGGUCAAUAUGAAAAGGAGGAACAGGUAUACGCACAUUGGGUGAAGUUACUGUAG